AUGAGGAACUACAUCACACUGAUUGCUCUUUCUGUGGUUGGUGGACUAUGUGCUCACGGCGACGAAGCAAGCACAGAGAUGGGCCCGGCUGCCUUCAUGUGGCCACCCGAUCGUCUCUGGGGUGCAGCAUAUGACAACAAUGCACCUUGUGGCUCAUCAACCGGGGCCGUGAAUCGAACAAACUUUCCACUGAUCAACGGCAAGCUUGCACUUGUACUUCAAGACGAGUCAUGGAAUGUGCAGGUUGCGAUCUCUCACAAAAGCAAUCCGACCACGAAUGACGACUUUGAGGCCUUCAUUAAUGGUUCCACUCUUUCCGAGAUUGAGCCAGGACACGAAUGUUACUCUGUUCCCAACCCAUCUAUCGACAUAGAAGAGGGAAUGAAUGCUACCUUCCAGAUCAAAUACACCUCGGACUUUGAUACCGAUAAAAACGAAACCUACUACGCAUGUGCGGACGUAACGUACAUUCCGGCGAGCAAGUUCACCUACCAAGUCCCUUGUUUCAAUGUGACAUCAGACGAGUUUACGGAUGCUACUACCACAACCACGGCCACAAUUGGGGCUACUGCUACUACUGCAGCAUCGGGCGCAACGAAGAACACAGGUACCACGGGCGAAAAAAGCUCUGGUCUUUCAGGAGGAGCUAUUGCGGGUAUUGUGGUUGGCUCGGUGGCUGGAUUGGCUCUUGGAAUUGCCUUGCUGUUCUUCUAUAGAAGGCUUUUGCAGAAGUAUCGCUUUUUGCGGCAAAGGGCUUCCGCCCGAAAUGUGGGCUGGAAUGAGGAGGCACCUCAGCAUAAAGUCGAUGAUGAGGUUCCGAUUGGGCUUCGCAAGAUUAGAUGA
Penicillium hordei is the source of this 843-nucleotide messenger RNA. RefSeq lists its product as uncharacterized. Bases 1 to 843 code for a protein of 280 amino acids. Lineage: Eukaryota; Fungi; Ascomycota; Eurotiomycetes; Eurotiales; Aspergillaceae. The record is from RefSeq and is a predicted model, not a curated record. The transcript has 3 exons.